CCAGGAGAAACCGGCAGGUUUGCAACUGCAGGUAUGGAUUAUAAAGUCAUGAUGUGGAAACUAGUUAAAAAUCAAACGGAAUUACCUCAAGUAAUAUUUUUAUCAACUUUAAAACACCAUACCGCUCCUGUUAACGUGACUAGAUUCUCUCCUAAAGGUGAACUCCUGGCAUCUGCUGGUGAUGAUGGAAUUAUUUGCUUAUGGAAACUUAUGGAAAAUAAAGAUUCAAAGAAAAGCUUUGAUGAUUCUGAUGAUGAAACAUCUGAGGAUAGCGAAACUUGGAAGGCUAUUUCAUUAUUAAGGGGUUCACCUUGCGAAAUCAUAGACGUUGCAUGGUCUCCAGAUGGCGAAUAUAUUAUUGCUGCAUGCAUGGAUGGUGGUUCCAGGAUAUGGCGUGUGAAAGAUGCAAAAUGUGUUUGUGUUCUGAUGGACCAUGUUCGUAAUGUUCAAGGUGUUGCAUGGGAUCCACUUGGUGAAUAUAUUGCUACUCAGGGCAAUGAUCGAAAUGUUCAUAUAUACUCGUAUAAUAUUCAUUCAAAUGGUGUAUUUGAAAUGACUCACGUUAGCAAAAACUUUAAAGUUGAAAUUCCAAACAAAAAAAGUCAAAAGUCUUCUGUAAAAGAAGACAACACUACCAAAACAAAUGAUGACUUAACCAAACAUAAUUGUAGUGAUGAUAACCAUACUGCAAUGCUAGAAAAUUCGGAAUCUAAGAUUGCGGCAAAUGAUAUUUCAAAUAAUAUUAAUCCAAUGUCAAAUGCGACAAAUGCGAUAGAGUGUUCUGGAAGUAUAAAUACUGAUUCUUCACAAGUGCCAACGGCAUCAUCAACUCCAAAGCAGUCUAAAAAACAUUUUCGAUUAUAUUGCGACGAAAUGAUAAAUACUUUUUUUAGGCGAUUAGAUUUUACACCAGACGGUGGACUAUUACUUACACCAGCUGGACAAUAUCGCAAUUCUAUGAUUGACAUAAUAAAUAAUCAAAAUGAAAAGGAUGAAAGUAAUCAUAAGGUCGAAACAGCAAUCUUAAAUACUGUUUAUUUAUUUGCUCGAAAUAAAUUAAAUAAACCGAUUGCCUUUCUUCCGGGACAUAAGAAACCAUCUAUUGUUGUAAAAUGCAAUCAUAUAUUUUAUAAAUUACGAUUUCCUCGAAAAACUCUUCAACCGCAGAUUGAUACUACAGCAUUGCAAACAAGCUCAAAUUAUUUUAUGGCUGACAAUUCUUAUAGUGAUAAAUCAUCCAGUAAUACACCACCUCUAUUUGACUUACCAUAUCGCAUAAUUUAUGCGGUGGCGACUCAAGACUCUGUGUUUAUAUAUGAUACGGAACAGUAUGCUCCAUUGGUUAUAGCAACAAAUUUACAUUUUGCAACGUUUUCUGAUAUGUCUUGGUCACCAGAUGGAAAUUCGCUCAUGCUAGCAUCACACGAUGGAUACUGUUCUGUUAUGACAUUUCGAGAAGGAGAAUUAGGCGAACACUAUACUGAUUACGUGCCAAUGUCCAGAGACAACAAAUCCAUUAUAGAUAUACCGCAAACUAGUUUAACGGAUGCACCUUUGACUAAUUCAAAUGUUUGGCAAAAUAACGAUCAUGUAAAUCAUGUACAAUUGAUUCAAAAAAGUGUUUCUGAAACAGUUACGGUUCCAACGGAUUCAGGAUCUAUGCAACAAAAAUCUAAUGAUAUUACUCAGAAUCAACACUAA
Messenger RNA from Dentiscutata heterogama, 1701 nucleotides. The record is from the annotation of a GenBank genome assembly. Lineage: Eukaryota; Fungi; Glomeromycota; Glomeromycetes; Diversisporales; Gigasporaceae.